GCAGAAUUCUGUGGAGUAGAAUUUGUUUCAUCAACAAGUGCAAAGUGGACGUAUUAAUAAAAUCGCUUGCAAAGACGAUUGCAGUAAAAAUGGAAGCUUCGACAUUCCAUAAGGGAGAAGAUGGUGUUCGAACCGCAAAAAUAUGUCGACCAUCGUCCUGUGAUGCUUUGAAACCCCUAUCGAGCGACAAAUCAGGACAAUCCAAAUGUACCGGCGUUCAGGUUAAGCUCUUACCUGUAGCUCCAUUGCAUUUGUGCACGAUGUGCAAUUCGCGUUUGGAAAAGACGUAUCUGAUGCAAUGCAAUGAUAAAAACAUUGUAUUGGUCGAUGGAUUUACCGAAAUCCAAAACACAGCGAAGAGCGGGGCAGACAUCAGUAAAGACCAUCUUGGACACGCUGCCGAACAAACGGUUGGCACAAUAUUAUCAAUGAAAACUGAAGUUGUCAUACCGGAUGCUGCUAAUGACGCGAACUGGACAUAUGAAUGUUGUGACAACCAACCUGCUGAUUUCUCAGAGACAGAGGAAAAUACAAUUACAAUCAAAUCAGAGUACGAAGAGGUCGAGCAGCAUCAGCUGCAAACAUCAAAUGAUGUUCUUGGUCUUAAGCAGGAUGACCUCAAAAGCCAUCGUAAAAAACAUAAGCUCCACUGUCCUUAUUGUGUCGCAACAUAUUCAAAUUUAAGCAAGUUAAAGAUUCACAUACGCACUCACACUGGCGAAAAGCCAUACAAGUGUACAGUCUGUGAUAAAGCCUUCCGUUCAUCAGCUCUUCUGUCAGCACACUCGAAAAUUCACAAUAAGGACAAACAGUGUCCUUAUUGUACAUCAAUGUUCGCACACUCAGCUAGCCUAAAGAUUCACAUCCGCACUCACACCGGCGAAAAGCCAUACAAGUGUAAAGUCUGUGACGAAGCCUUCCAUUCAUCAUGCAAUCUGCUGUAUCAUUCGAAAACGCACAAUAAGGACCAACGUUAUGAGUGUCCUCAUUGUUCAUCCAUGUUCGCAAACCCAUCUAGACUAAAGAUUCAUAUCCGCACUCACACUGGCGAAAGGCCAUACCAGUGUACAGUUUGUGAUAAAGCCUUCUAUUCAACAGACGCUCUGGCAGCACACUCGAAACUUCAUAAUAAGGACCAACAUCAUCAGUGUCCUCAUUGUGCAUCAAGGUUCGCACAGUUAUCUAGUCUAAGGAUUCACAUACGCACUCACACUGGCGAAAAGCCAUACAAGUGUACAGUCUGUGGUAAAGCCUUCCAUUCACCAAGCAAUCUAUCAGCACACUCGAAAAUUCACAAUAAGGACCAACAUUAUCAGUGUCAUCUUUGUUCAGCAAUGUUCGUACACUCAGCUAACCUGAAGACUCAUAUCCGCACUCAUACCGGCGAAAAGCCUUAUGUGUGUAAAGUUUGUGACGAAGCCUUCCAUUCAUCAAGCAAUCUGCUGUAUCAUUCGAAAACGCACGACCAACGUUAUGAGUGUCCUCAUUGUUCAUCAAUGUUCGCAAAUUUACAUAAACUAAACAUUCAUGUCCGCACUCACACUGGCGAAAAGCCGUACAAGUGUACAGUCUGUGAUAAAGACUUCCAUUCACAAGGCAAUCUGGCAAUACACUCGAAAAUUCACAAUAAGGACCAACAUUAUCAGUGUCAUCUUUGUUCAGCAAUGUUCGCACUCUUAUCUAGACUAAAGAUUCAUCUCCGCACUCACACCGGCGAAAAGCCAUACCAGUGUACAGUCUGUGAUAAAAGUUUCCAUUCAUCAAGCAAUCUAUCAGCACACUCGAAAACUCACAAUAAGGAUCCAACUAACCAACAUUAUCAGUGUCCUCAUUGUGCAUCAAUGUUCGCAAGUUCAGCUUACCUAAAGAUUCAUAUCCGCACUCACACCGGCGAAAAGCCAUACAAGUGUACGGUCUGUGAUAAAGCCUUCCAUUCAUCAGGCCUUCUGUCAACGCACUCGAAAAUUCACAAUAAGGACAAACAGUGUCCUCAUUGUCCAGCAAUGUUCGCACACCCAUCUAACCUAAAAAUUCAUAUUCGCACUCACACUGGCGUUAAGCCAUACAAGUGUACAGUUUGUGAGAAAGCCUUUUAUUCAUCAGGCAGGCUGACAGUACACUCGAAAAUUCACGAUAAGGACCAACAGUAUCAGUGUCCUCAUUGUCCAUCAAAGGCCGCAUCCUUAUCUAACCUAAAGAUUCAUAUCCGCACUCACACUGGUGAAAAGCCAUACAAGUGUACAGUCUGUAAUAAAGACUUCCUUACAUCAAGUAAUCUAGCAGUACACUCCAAAACUCACAAGAAGAAUUAACCUUAUUGAUUCCUUCGUUUUUCAUUCGAGUUUUGUUAUAAGUUUAAAUUUUGUAGCUUUGACUACUAAAAUGUAUGAAUUCUGCGAUAGCAGUUAGCAAAAGUUCACAAUCUGCAACGAUCAGCCUAAUAAAAUUAAUUUUCUUCAGAAACUGGGUUUUGAAUAAAAUAAGCAAUCUUUAAACCAACGGCCCAAGAUGACUCUUCUUCCCUCCGUCGCGCCAGUCCGUCGCGCCCAGGGCAAAAGUAGAUCUCGCCUUCGGGCGUCCACGGCGUCCCUCCGGUUGGCUGCGGACCAGCAUAUUUGGGGUUCUAUUUGGAUGCAUACGCGCCAGGCAGAAGGUAAAAAUCUGUUGGAGAUAAAGCAGAAACACAACUACACUCGUUCGGGGGUAAUAGAAGAAUGAUAUAUUGUACACGCAUAGGUUACUUAGUUUGACAGUAGGAAUCAAGGAUGAGUGUUGUCGUCAAUGUCACGCUUACAGUUUGAUUCACGGAUUACUAUUCCAUUUCCAACAAAAUCAAAGGUUAGAGUUCCGGAAAACUUACAAGUUAGGUUCGAGUUAGGAAACUCCUCUCUCCUCUCCAGCAUUCUGUGGAACAGAGAAAAUAGUCCUGGGCAAGUAACGUCGACAGGGAGCGUGUCCAAGGAGAGGAAAACGGCAAAACCGCACCCAGGAUGGAUGAGCCAGGGCAGCGCCGCACUACAUAAGUGACCGGCACAACGUGCAUACGUGCCGGCAUAAGUUUUCUUGCACAACGUGUGGGUUUUCCGAACCCCA
Messenger RNA from Anopheles bellator, 3093 nucleotides. Its product is annotated as zinc finger protein 883-like. The record is from RefSeq and is a predicted model, not a curated record. The coding region runs from base 90 to 2312 and encodes 740 amino acids. NCBI's taxonomy places the organism in Eukaryota, Metazoa, Arthropoda, Insecta, Diptera, Culicidae. The transcript has 3 exons.